This is a messenger RNA of Acaulospora morrowiae, 780 nucleotides long. Lineage: Eukaryota; Fungi; Glomeromycota; Glomeromycetes; Diversisporales; Acaulosporaceae. The record is from the annotation of a GenBank genome assembly.
CUCACGAAAGAUGAGAAAAAGACGAUAGCUUGUUGUCAUAUGCUGGUCGUUUACGUUCUUUUGCGAUGGUUAAAGCAUAAGUCCUUGCGCUCACAUAACACAUUACUUCCAUCACUUUUUGCGUUCAUACCAAAUCUAUUAUGGUAUUAUAUACCAGCAUUAUUACUAGAGGAAUUUAUUUAUUUUGCCCUUUUAAGGCACUUUUUACAUAUUCGGAAUUCUAUAUGUUUCACUAUACGGGGACGUCCCUCGCCUGAAGGUACAGCGGACGAAGAUUGCUGUGUCUGCUAUGGUGUAGGUGUGGGUACUGGGGCAACGACAUUUUAUCCAGAUCAAGACGAGGAAGAGGAUGAUGAUUUAGGAAUUCUUGAGAAUUAUUGCGUUAUUCCUCAUCACGUGGCACACCGCCCAUGUAUGUUCCGAUGGUACACAAUGGGGAUGUCGGAAUUAACACGAACUCUUGCUUGGCAGAAUUUAAAUUUAAGGCUGUCACAGUACAGAUUGAUAAAUCCUACACCGACAUGUCCGAGUUGUCGUGGGAAAUUAAUUGUGGAAAUCUUGCAAGAAGGUUUAUUGGAGAAAGAGGAUACAAUGAAAGCUGGAUUGGGAAAAACAAAUAAAUGGUUGGGUAAACUCGAGAGGUUAAUCAGAGAGUGGCGCACUAUAAUGAGUUGGAAAUGGGUAAUAGCGAGAGGUGAGAUCACAAUUAUUUACAUCUUGAUAAUUUGGAGGGUAUUAAAAUGGAGAGAAAAAAUAAUGACAAUUCUUCCACGUCUCUAA